GUCACGUGACUGAGCAGUCAGCUGACUCUGAGCCUUAAAAGCACGAGCACGAGCGAAGCGCAGCAUUACAGCUUUCCGUUUGAUCACCGGUACAGCGACAAACUGCGAAGUCAUGCUGCUCUUAGCGCUGCUCUUCGCGUCGACAGCCUUGGCUAACCCUCUGCCGGGCACUGAGGAUUGUGCUCGUGGCUCCCUCUACUGGUGCCAGAAUGUGAAGACUGCGUCUCUUUGUGGCGCUCUGAUUCACUGUCAGCAGAAUGUAUGGAACAAGCCCCAGAUGAAAUCAGUGCCAUGUGACUUGUGUAAAGAGAUAGCGAUUGUGGUGGAACAAAUAUUGAAGGACAAUAGCACGCAGGGUGAAAUUCUUGGCUACUUGGAGAAGGCAUGCCAGCUCAUCCCCGAUGAAAGAUUGAGCGCAGAAUGCAAAGAAAUGGUGGACAACUAUUACCCCAUCCUCAUUAGAAUCAUUACUGGAGAGCUGGAGGAUCCCACUGUGGUGUGUGGAGCUAUGGGGCUGUGUCGCAGUCAGCAGGCAGCCCUGGCUGAGGCUGAAGAAGGUCUGCAGCAGCUUCUUUCCAAUGAAAUCCCUCAAGUUGAUCUUACCCAGCAAGUGUCCCCGUUCAUCCUUAACGUUCCGCAGCUCCUCUUUCCUCAGGAGAUGCAAGAGACUCCAAAGACGGAAAAUGGUGACGUGUGCAAGGAUUGCGCCACUUUCUUAGCUAGCGUUAAAGAAGCAGCUAAGGACAACUCAACAUUUAUCAGCGCUUACACUGAGAAGCUGAAGAAGCAGUGUGAUGUCUUGGGACCAGGCACGGCUGAACUGUGCAAGGACUAUGUCACCAAGUACAUGCCUACGAUUGUUCAGAUUUUGGCACCCAUGGAACAGGAUCCCAAAGACAUCUGUGCAAUGGCUGGGUUCUGUGACUCUGUGAAGAAAUCUUCUCCCAUGUUGAAGCUGCAGCCCGCUAAGACUGUUGCUGCUGCCAAACUGCUGCCUGCUGUGGAGCUGUUUCCUGCCAGCAAAGUGACGCCCAAGACAGCUAAGCCUAUGGUUCGAGUCCGCAACUCCCCGGAGUGUGACAUCUGUGAAUUUGUGAUGAAACAGUUGGAGAGAAUGUUGGAGGAUAAUGCCACAGAGACAGCAGUGGUUCAUGCUGUGGAGACAGUGUGUUCCAUGCUGCCGUCGUCUCUGACUGCCCAGUGUAAGGACUUGAUUGAGACCUAUGGGAAGGCCAUCAUUGAAUUGCUUGUGCAGGAGGCUGACCCCAAGAUGAUCUGCAUUGUGUUGGGACUCUGCAGAGAUGCGAGCCAUACAUAUAUCCCUGUACUUGACCAGGUGCGCUUUAAAACUGGAGCCCUCUGUGACGUGUGCAAGAUGGCUGUCCAAUAUGUUGACAGGAUUUUAGAGGAAAAUGCUACGAAAGCAGAAAUUGAGGCCACUGUGAAAAAAGUGUGCAACUUCCUGCCUGAAUCAGCCCAGACUGAGUGUAACCAACUGGUCCAUGAAUAUGAGCCACAGCUGGUGGAUGCCCUGCUCAUGAUGCUUGACCCAGACUUUGUCUGCAUGACUGUAGGCGCCUGCACUGCAGCUUCACAAAAGCUGCUGGGAACUGAGAAGUGCAGCUGGGGACCUUCAUACUGGUGCAAGAACAUGGCGACUGCAACUCAGUGCAGUGCUGUGGAACACUGCAAACGCCAUGUAUGGGUGUAGAGGAAGAGGAUCAGCACCAGCUCACCUGUGGGGAAUUGAAGAUAAAAUGUAGUGUUGCUUCCUAUUUUGAAUUAUUUUUCAUUAAUACUGCUAAAUAUCUGGAAAUUAACUUUAUUUUGGUGGUAGAAAGGGAC
This is a messenger RNA of Thalassophryne amazonica, 1845 nucleotides long. RefSeq names its product prosaposin (gene psap). The transcript is spliced from 15 exons. The record is from RefSeq and is a predicted model, not a curated record. Bases 113 to 1711 code for a protein of 532 amino acids. NCBI's taxonomy places the organism in Eukaryota, Metazoa, Chordata, Actinopteri, Batrachoidiformes, Batrachoididae. Gene Ontology annotation, biological process: sphingolipid metabolic process. Gene Ontology annotation, cellular component: lysosome.